UAGUGAACAACGCGGGAAAGGGUGUGUUUUGUCCGAUCACUGAUACGAAUAUUCUCGACAAAUAUCGGGAAGCGAUGGACACAAACCUGCGUUCAGUCGUCUAUUUAACACAUCUAUCGGUCGAACACUUGGAGAAAACUAAAGGCAAUAUUAUUAACAUAUCAAGUAUUGCGGGCCUUAGACCGUUUAACAUAGCGUUUACCUAUUGUAUGUCAAAGUGUGCGCUCGAUAUGUUCACAAAGUGUUUGGCCCUAGAAUUGGGACCCAAAGGGAUUCGCGUUAAUGCUAUCAAUCCGAGUACAGUUAGGACUAACUUCGCUCAGGCGAUG
Molecule: messenger RNA, 329 nt
Organism: Medioppia subpectinata
Lineage: Eukaryota; Metazoa; Arthropoda; Arachnida; Sarcoptiformes; Oppiidae
Source: the annotation of a GenBank genome assembly